CUCUACACAACAGAUGGUCAUUCAAACGGUAUCAAAGGUGUACGCCAGCUACUGCAACGAACAGCCUCCAGAAUAUUACAGCUACGAAGAAUACGAGCCUGAAAUAGGAAACAUCGAUAACUACAAAAUAAUAAAAAGACUGGGACGGGGCAAGUACUCCGAGGUGUUCAAAGGCAUUUGCACGCUUACAAAGAGCUUGGUGGCAAUAAAGGUGUUAAAGCCUGUCAGACAAAAAAAAAUUAACAGAGAGGUACUGGUGCUCAAGCAGUUGGACCAUCCAAACAUUGUCAGAAUGGUUGAUGUUGUUAAAGACAGCGACACGCACACAUACUCAAUUAUAUUUGAGUAUUUGGAGCACAGAGAGACGCGUGUUCUGUUUACCGAGCUGAGCAGAAAGGAGUUUGCGUUUUAUGCCAAGCAGGUGCUCAGUGCGCUCGAUUACGCACAUUCCAAGGGUAUUGUUCAUAGAGACAUAAAACCGCACAACAUGAUAAUCAGCAAGGACAGCAAAACGCUUAAGAUCAUAGACUGGGGACUAGCAGAGUUUUAUCUUCCCGGUACGGCGUACAACGUAAAGGUGGCAUCGCGUUUUUACAAGGGACCAGAACUGCUCGUUGACUACAACUAUUACGACUACUCGCUCGAUAUGUGGUCGUUUGGAUGCAUUGUGGCCGAGUACUUUACCAAGAAAUCGCCGUUUUUCUUCGGAAAGGACAACAUUGAUCAGCUGUUUGUGAUCACUGAGGUGCUUGGAAGGGAUGAUUUCCACGCGUACAUAAAGAAGUACCAGAUAGCGCUUGAAGAAGACAUCAUAGUCAGCAAGAAUGCGAAACGAAAGAAGUUUGGAACGGAGCUGGGCGAGUGUGUGAUCGACCUUCUCGACAAUCUUUUAGUGUAUGAUCACAGCGAGAGAUUGAGCGCAAAGGAAUGUCUAGAGCACAAUUUUUUCAAGAAGUGACCGGCAAACAGAGUUAAGUAAAUGUAUUACGCCUA
This is a messenger RNA of Vavraia culicis subsp. floridensis, 993 nucleotides long. Its product is annotated as CMGC/CK2 protein kinase. Gene Ontology annotation, biological process: protein phosphorylation. NCBI's taxonomy places the organism in Eukaryota, Fungi, Microsporidia, Pleistophoridae. Gene Ontology annotation, molecular function: ATP binding; protein serine/threonine kinase activity. The transcript has a single exon. Bases 14 to 958 code for a protein of 314 amino acids. The record is from RefSeq and is a predicted model, not a curated record. Gene Ontology annotation, cellular component: protein kinase CK2 complex; cytosol; nucleus.